Messenger RNA from Crotalus tigris (Tiger rattlesnake), 4598 nucleotides. It is a transcript of the gene ARHGAP19, whose product is annotated as Rho GTPase activating protein 19. The coding region runs from base 14 to 1516 and encodes 500 amino acids. Gene Ontology annotation, molecular function: GTPase activator activity. Gene Ontology annotation, biological process: signal transduction; regulation of small GTPase mediated signal transduction. NCBI's taxonomy places the organism in Eukaryota, Metazoa, Chordata, Lepidosauria, Squamata, Viperidae. The transcript has 12 exons. The record is from RefSeq and is a predicted model, not a curated record. Gene Ontology annotation, cellular component: cytoplasm.
GAUUGAAUGGCCUAUGGGAAAGCAAAGCGGCAGAUAUGAAAUGGCGACGGAACUGACUGGGAGAAAAGGUGCAGCUGGGCAAACGUAUAGUGAUGCCAUUUGCAGUUUUGUUAUCUGCAAUGAGUCUUCCUUUCAGCGGCAUCAGAUCAUCUUUAAUCCAGACUUCUUUGUGGAGAAGCUGAGACAUGAGAAACCUGAGGCAUUCACAGAACUUGUGGUCAGCAACAUUACCCGAUUGAUUGACUUGCCUGGAGCAGAACUUGCUCAACUGAUGGGUGAGGAAGAGCCCCAGUUGCCUGGUGGGCCUAGCAUUUCCUCAGGUUUUUUCCGGUCCUUGAUGUCUCUUAAACGCAAAGAGAAAGGAGUGGUAUUUGGAACACCAUUGACUGAAGAAGGCAUUGCUCAAAUAUCUCAACUCAUUGAGUAUUUGCAUAAAAAUCUGCGGACAGAAGGCUUGUUCCGAGUGCCAGGAAACAGUACCAGGCAACAGAACCUGAAAGAAGCUUUGAAUAGCGGAACAGAAAUUGACCUGGAUUCAGGCGAGUUUCAUUCCAAUGAUGUGGCCACUUUGUUGAAGAUGUUCCUGGGAGAAUUACCAGAGCCUUUGCUGACUCACAAACAUUUCCAUGCACACCUUAAAAUUUCAGACCUGAUGCAGUUUGAUGACAAGGGCAACAAGACCAUUAUUCCAGAUAAAGAGCGUCAAAUUGAAGCACUGCAAUUGCUCUUCUUGAUCUUACCAGCUGCCAAUCGCAAUCUGCUCAAAUUGCUAUUGGAUCUGCUCUAUCAAACAGCCAAGAAACAGGAUAGGAACAAGAUGUCAGCACAUAACCUUGCUCUUAUGUUUUCACCUCAUAUUUUGUGGCCCCGAAAUGUGACUGCCAGCGAUCUGCAGGAAAACAUUAACAAACUGAAUAAUGGAAUGGCUUUCAUGAUCAAGCACUCACAAAAACUCUUCAAAGCUCCAGUAUAUAUCCGGGAAUAUGCCAGGCUACAUUACUUGGAUUCCAGAACUCAUGCCUCAAAGGAUGACCUGGAUUUGCCAAUGCCCCAGAAUUUCAAAGACUUUCAGCUUCUGAAAUUCAAGAAGCGAGGGCUCUUAGAUCCUUCUGCCCACUUGGAAGACACACAGCACCAUACAGAAGAAGCACUGAAAGAGCUUUUCUGCCAUGUUCAUAAUAUGCCAGACUCCGCCAAGAAAAAGAAGCUUAUUCAGCAGUUUCAGAAGCAUCCUGAAGCCCUUACUCCUCAGACAGCUAUAUCCACACAGAUUCAGAAACGUGCCCGAACUCGUUCCUUCAGCGGCCUAAUCAAGCGUAAAGUGCUGGGAAGUCAAGUGAUUUUAGACAAAAAGAAAAACGAUAUUGUUACAGAACCUGCAGGCACUCAGGAUUCAAAGCAUGGCAGCAAGGAGAAUAUCAGCAUGAUACCUGCUUCUUCUCCAGCAAUUAACAUGAUACGAGCUAAGCUGAAAUCUCUUGAACAUAGGAAAGAGGAUGCCUCUAAAAAUACUUGAUUUCAUGGAACUUCAAGAGUAUUGAAGUUGAGCUGAUGGUGUAUAUGCCCAAAGAAAAUUGCAAGCCUUUGAAUAAUACCUGUUCACUCCAAGCUGUGAGCUAAGUGUCAGGACUCCUAGGUGCCUCUAACUUCACUUGCUGGAGCUUACAGCUAUGUGCCUUCCAGAAUAACAAGUCUUUCUCUUUCAUAAGGACAUUUCUGUCUGUCCAUAUGUUGAUGCACUGGAUGAUAUUUGUAGUGUUGCCUCUCUUUAUUGUUGUUACGUAGUAGUAUUAUUGUUGUUACCAACUGUUCACUAUUUUGACAACUGUUGGAGACUUGGUUUGCAUCCUCCACCUAUGCUCAUGUUUACUGGUGAAGCUUGUUUUUAGCAGGGCUGUGGUUUUUUUUAAUAAUCUGGCAGUUCCCAUUAGCAUCCACCAUAGUUAAUUCUUAUUUGCAGCUACGUUCCUCUUGUGACCUUUGGAAAUGGCAAUUCUGUGGGAGAUAGUUAAAUGUAAUACUCCUCUUCCAAUCCUGGAAGACCAGAAUUGGAAAAGGAGUCUUACAUUUAACUAUCUCCCACAGGUUGCUGGGGCCACUCUCACACCAAUUUUUCAAUCCCUGAGCUAUCUUCUCCACAAAAAUGUGGAGAAAUUGUGCUGUGCACAAUCUCCAGAAAGUGCCUCACUAACAAAAUAUAACAGGUCUCUUGAUUUGAAUUCUACUCAGUGUUCUGAAUCAGUUAUAUCUUUCUCCUUUCACAGGACUAGUGACUCUAUUGCUAAAUGUACUUGUCCCGAGAGUGCCAUUCUUAUUUUCUCCUCAGUGCUGAGAAAACAUUUUGGAUGAAGCUCCCCAGCACCACCAUUAUAUCUCAAUUGUUUGCAAUCCAGGCUCUGACUCACAUUUUUCAGGCAGGGCCAAGGAGCUGACAGUUUAAUGACUAACAAUCUACUGGAAGAAUACUAAAAGGCAGAAGAGCUUGUUAAUGUGGAAGGCAGCUGACUUGCUCACUGGGAAGGCGGGGAGGCUGUCAAAUUACUAAAAGAAAUGUUUCCUUUUUCUUUUGUCAAUAACAGACAAACACAUGUGGGAGGAGGAUGCACUGAUACAGCAGUGCUGCUGUUUGAGUAAAAAAAAUAUAUAAAAGACUACAGCAAUAUUGCAGCUGCUUGAAACUGCUAAGUUUCUCCCUGCUCUUGAAGAAUCAGGAAUCAGCACUAAGCUAGAUGAACACUUUUGCCAUCUUACCAGAAAACACAUUGCUGUCAGAAAGCUUUGUAACAUGACUUUCAUUACCCCCCCCCCCCCAAAGAAAAGCAUAUGUGUUGUCUUUUGUUUCAUGCUGAGGUUUUAUUUUGUUUUUAAAUUUCAGUAAGUUAUUUUUUCCCAAAAAGUGAAGCGGUAUGCAACAAAGUCUGGUUUGAUUUUUAGGAUUGGGUGUCUAGUUGGGUUCCUUAAAUAUAAGGACUGAUAUUUUCUCUUUUAAAGGGGUAGGCUUCUAAAUCUGAUAUAUACCAGGUUUUCUCUAGCAGGCUAAAAAUACAAUACCCACAAAUCUACUUGUCAGUAAUUUGAGCCAAACAAUAAAAUGGUUGCUAACAUUGUGAGUUCAUAGUUAAGGCUGAAAUUACGCAAAAACAACUGAAACAUUAGAGAGGAACUCUCUUUAAGUUCUCAUUCUUACCUUAACUUGGUCAUGUUUUACUACACUGAGAAGAAUCUGACAAAAAGAUAUCAAAAAAUCCGUCCAAAUCUUGAAAGCAAAGUUUUCUUGUGCACCAUGGACAAAUCACUCUCAUAUUUUAUGUAAUACCAAGCCAUUAUUUGGUAUUUGUAUUCUUAUACUUAACUAUAAUCUUUCUUAUGCGCUCUUUGCAAAUGAGUGAUUACAUUGUGGCAAACCAUUUUUUUUUAAUUAUUUGCUAUUCAGACUGGCAAAGUCUAGUUGGUAUCUUCUCCUCCAUAUCAGAAUUGCAAACUCUUGGAGGGAAAAAUGCAAACUAUACCUCAUUAGUUCAGAUAUAACUGUAAAGUGUAGUCCUGUACAAGCCAUGAAAUAACUAAGCGUGCUGUGCAGGAGGAGAAAGUGAAUGUGCAGUUUAUUAGUGAUAUGUGAACUGCUCUGUCACAUGCAAGGAAUUCACUGUUUGACACUGCCCGAAAAAGCAUUGCCUAAAUGCUUAAAAUAUUAAGCUCAUUUGUAAUUCAGAUCUUUAAUCUUAGAAUGGGCAAUUCUAGAACAUAGCUAGAAUAAUUGCCUCCAAGAACUGUUACAUUUUAUUCUAAACUUCAUCUGUGCUAUGGAGAACUUUUCACUUACCAAUGCAAUGCAAUAUUGUAAAUAAUACUUUUUUUAAUGUUGCCCUAUCUGUUAAUGUGAAAUUUCUACAUUAAAUAAUUCUUCGCGUUGGACCCUUGUUAACAAAUUUCUCCAUUUUUGUGUCUUCAGUUUUGGUUUGGUUUGUAACACCAAAUGGGGGGUUUAUAACACAUAAACAUUGACUUUUUAAAGGUUAUGCUUCUGGAACUGAAUUUCCAAACAGAAAAUUUCUAAUUAUUAAAAGCCGUUGUUUUUCCAGUGUAAAGUAUGUGCAACUGAACAUUCGGCUUUCAAGAAAGAUAUAUUCUAAUGGAAGAUAAUAUCCGUAAUUCAGAUUUGAACUGUGGAAUUCUUGGUGUUCUGUAAGCUUGAUUGUUUGUAAAUAUUUAAUUACCUAACUAGGUAAAAUCAGUGCCACUCAGAGAGCAUCUGAGAGCAACUAUUGGAUUGUAUAUUACCUUAUUUGUGGAUAGAUGUGUGUCAAAUUGUAUUAUAGAUUGCAUUCAUGUUCUUGAAAAUGACCUGUCUCAAAUGAAUUUCAUCUUAUGUUAAAAAAAUCUGAUUUAAUCAAUUUCAGGUUAAAAAUUGUUAAUUUGCUCAGAAAAAAGGUGCAGUGCAUAUGCCUCAGAAAUAUGUCUCAACUUUUUUUCUUGUAUUAUCCUGAUCUAAAUAAAAUAAAGUAUUUUUUUUUACAAAUGGUGAGGUGAGAGGAAGAGAAUAAUAUAGAUUCCAUCAAUCUUUAAUUCCAAUUAGAAUGGUCAGUAUACCAUUCCAG